ACACAGGAAAACCUGAAUAGGGACGAGCUUCCUCACCUGUCUACGGCUACCACGCCCCACCUCUCUGUGCUGUGACACAGGACAAUUUGAAUAGAUGCGAGCUUCCUCACCUGUCUCACCUUACCUGUUCAAACAAACGGCUCCGUUUGAAACUCUACCCCAACCGAAUUCCACCAGGAAACCAACCGCAAAUGAUAGUUAGAAAAGAAAAGGUGGUCUAAACAAAGUAUUUGUUAGGCAUAUCUCCAAGCCAAUUUAGAGACAUGGAGCCAACGUACCGCGGUCUAGGUCGCUGUUCCUGCGCCUUUUGGUUGGCAGUGUCCUUCGACAUAUUCGGGCUGCUUGUUCUUUUGAUCGGUGUUUUUGCGGACAUAUUCUUCUAUGACUUUUUAAUCUACGCCGGGGCCAUCAUCAUCUUCCUCAGCCUCGUCUGGUGGGUGUUCUGGUACACGGGCAACAUCGAGGUCCCCCAGGAGGAGCUGGAGGAUGACGUCGGGCUCUUGAAGAAGGAGCGGGGCAUCGCAGGUGCGGUGAGGCGGUUAUCCAGCCGUCUCACCAACAGUGUCAGGAACUCUCUGCGGCGGAAUGGAGGCCCCCCCCGCGGGGUCGCGAGAAGGGCAGAGACCGGGCUGUCUACGACUCACAUGAGGGAAGCCCCACAGCAACUGAAGCCCCCGCCUGUCGUAUUGACGAUGGGGCCGCUUGAUGAGGACAUGCACACGGUGUCUGCAUCCGUGGACACAGACAUACCUGUUCCGCACACAGCUACAGAGACCUCGGCCAUAUGAUGCGCAAUGCGCACAAGAGAGAGGAGGGAACCAGCAAGAAGGAGGGAAAAACCUAUCUCUGGAAGAUGGCUACCAAGAGAGAGGAGGGAACCAGCAAGAAGGAGGGAAAAACCUAUCUCUGGAAGAUGGCUACCAAGAGAGAGGAAGGAACCAGCAAGAAGGAGGGAAAAACCUAUCUCUGGAAGAUGGCUACCAAGAGAGAGAAGCUAACCACGAAGAACCAUUAAGAUGGUGACAAACCUGUGACUUUUGUUGUAGUUUAAAGAUAGUCAUAUUGUGUUCCUGUUCCAUCUGGAGAAGAAGAUGUAUGUUUUUCCUUGUAAGAUUUUCAUUGAUUAUGUUGGAGUGUUUGUAUUGACCGUAAUCCCUCAAUAGAGAACUGUGUUCAA
Messenger RNA from Oncorhynchus gorbuscha (pink salmon), 1177 nucleotides. Its product is annotated as transmembrane protein 238-like. Lineage: Eukaryota; Metazoa; Chordata; Actinopteri; Salmoniformes; Salmonidae. The record is from RefSeq and is a predicted model, not a curated record. The transcript has 2 exons. The coding region runs from base 264 to 788 and encodes 174 amino acids.